This is a messenger RNA of Cercopithifilaria johnstoni, 3705 nucleotides long. Lineage: Eukaryota; Metazoa; Nematoda; Chromadorea; Rhabditida; Onchocercidae. The record is from the annotation of a GenBank genome assembly.
AUGUCACUCAGUAAUAUACGAUAUUACAUAACUUUUAUAAAAUUUCUUUAUGCUUUUACCGUAAUUCAAGCAAAUAAAAAUAUUGAAAAUAUUACACUGAUUUUCAAUGAUACUGGCAUAGGCAUCGAGCAUUACUGUGAGGAAGGAUUACCGUUAUUAUUAGCCAAUGAUACGGUAAAGAAAUGUCUACCGGAUGAAAAUUCGGAUAGCAGUAUGUUAUGUCCAAAAAAUUUUUGGUGCCACAUUGGUGCAACACAAAAUUCUUGGUACUGUUGUCCGAAGAACAGAAAAGUGAAAGAACGUUGCUAUUUGACAUCAGCGAAUGGUUAUGGAAGUGGAGAAAUUCAACGAUUUUGGUACGAUUGGAAAAGUUCCACAUGUAAACAACUAAUAUACGGUGGAUAUGGUGGAAAUGAGAAUAAUUUUCUAACAAAAAUAGAUUGUGAAAAAGCAUGUUUGGGUAAACAACUAUCCAAAUCAUUGUUAACUUAUAAUUCAUUUUCAAACAAACAUGAUAGUGGCAAUCAAAAGUUUUCGGUAAAUGAGCAACAAAAUGCUAUUGAAAACGUUGACCUGAAUCCCUGUGAGCUAAGUCCAGACCGAGGAACGAGUGUCACUGGCAUUUCAUCAUCCUAUCGUUGGUAUUUUGAUAUUGCCGCUGAUCGUUGUAUUAGAUUCAAUUAUUUGGGUUCAGCAGGCAAUGCUAACAAUUUUGAAACAGAUCGUCAAUGUCUGGAGACAUGUGGCACAGGGAACACAAGUGAUGUUAAUAUUUGUUUACUUCCUAAUAUAUCUGGUACUGGUCCAUAUAAAAUUCCGCGAUUUUAUUAUGACACACGAAAUAAUGCUUGUAAACAAUUUGUUUAUGCCGGAUUUGGUGGAAAUAACAAUCGUUUUAUCAAACAUGAACAAUGCUCAAAAGCAUGCUUAAAUUUUGGAUCAUUUGUAACAACAACAACGAUCGUGCCACCGCCAUUUGUUACUACCCAAAUAGCAGUAACAGAAAUGUAUACAUUAUCAACUGAUUUAACAUUUGAUUUUGAAAAGUUCAAACAAUUGCAAGUUUUUACGACAGUUUUACCGGAGCAUUCAGCUUUUGUUGAAGGAUUGAAAGAACUGACAACAACAACAACAACAACAACAACAGCAACUGAAUAUGCCAUGCCUUUUGAUGAAAAUUUCAAUGUUCAAAAUGCUGCUUCUCAUUUGAUAAUGACAAGGAAUGAUGAAAUAAACUUGAAUCAACCAAAUCAAAAAGUUAAUGGAAUCAUUGAUGUUAUCAGUAAAGCAAUCACCGAACCAUGUCUUCAAUCAUUGCCAACUGGAUUUCAACUGCAAUACUGUUCUCCGAUGGAUUCAUUUUUAUGUCCCCGCGGUACAUUUUGUCAAAUUGGUGUUGGACCGCAAGAAACAUUUUGUUGUCCUAUAAUUGCUGAUAAUCCAUGCAAGCAAACGCAGGAAUCCGGAAUUGGUCUUACCGGAUUAGGCCGUUGGUACUAUGAUGCUAAUGAUAAUCAUUGCAAAACGUUUAUUUUUAAUGGUUUCAAAGGAAAUCAAAAUAAUUUUUUAACAUUUCGUGCUUGUCAGCAAAGUUGCGGCGCUGUAAAUCCAUGUGAAAGUGGCGAACCGCAAAUCCAAACAAAUGCACCGGAACAAUGUUCGCCAGAAAAUAUUUAUUCAUGUCCACAAGGAUAUUAUUGCCGAAUUUCGGAUGAUUUAACAAAAACUGCUUGUUGUCCGGGAAUUGAUCAUACUAUACUUAGUCAUGGCAAAACUAUGAUUUUAAACCCUAUCGGAAAUAUAAAUUCUGCUUCCGGUAACACCUAUAAUUUGAAGGGUGGUAGUUCGUUUACAAAUACUGAUUAUACUAAACGCGGAAUUAUUGAUUCGCUUGGCAAUGCUAACAUGGAUAUUGGUAGUAUUUCACCUGUUGUUGAAUCUGUCAAUUACGUUAAUAAUAAACCCAUCACUUUGAAUGAAUAUCUCAAUUCUAUGGCAACUACUGGUAUUAACUCGAAUUUUGGCAAUAUAUCACAACCAAAUAUGUUUAUCGGCCAAGUUGGUACCGGAAUUGAAACACCUCAUUUCAAUAGAGCAGAAGCUUUUGUUAACUCUUCUCCCGCUAUGCCAAAAAAUGCUCUAAUACCUGAUUCACCUAAAUCAUUGAUUGGUUCUGGUAUUCCGAUAUUUUCCGGUAAUAGCAUGAUUAACACUGGUGUCUUAAUUGACCCAUUAACUGGCAUUACAUAUGGAAAUGCCAGAAUUUCAAAUGGGUUUAAUCGUGGAACGCAAAAUUUGAUAUCAAAUGCACCGAUUAAAACUAUUCAAGGAAAUCGUUGCUUGCUACCACCUGCGUCUGGAACCGGUACAUAUAGUUUACCACGAUACUAUUUUGAUAGAGAAGCAUCAACCUGUCGCCCAUUCAUAUAUUCAGGAUUUGGUGGUAAUGAUAAUUACUUUGAAACUAUUCGGGAAUGUCGAAUGGCUUGUCCUGAAUAUGAUAAUCCUUGUCCAGUUGGAUUGCCAUAUAUUGAUGAAGAUGGAAAUGUUGCAUUUUGUUCAUCUGCUAAUCCUUUAUGUCCUACCAAUUAUUGGUGCCACAUAGGCGAUCGACGGCAAACAUCAGUUUGUUGCCCAUCCUUGGCAAAUAUGAAUGCAUUACCAAUUGCAAACCCUCUAAGACAGCUAAGAAGUAUUGUGCGAAAUCUUAAUGGCCUAAGCUUGAAUAUGGGAAUUGAUCCCGCAGAACAUAAUGAUGCACCAGGAACGAUACCAUUGGCGUGUUUUCAACCUUUGCUAGAAGGAAGAGGUCGAGCAAACCUCACCCGAUAUUAUUUUAAUAGUAGGAAAAGAAUAUGCGAGAAGUUUAUUUAUACUGGAAAAGGUGGAAAUCAGAAUAAUUUCUUGUCAAAGACAGAUUGUGAAGAAACAUGUCCGAUAUUAGAGAAUCCAUGUGAAAAUGGUCUUCCAGCAAUAGGUCCAGAAGGUAAUCCGAUGCUGUGUGGUAGUGAUACUGCAACAAUAUGCGGUAUCGGUUACUAUUGUCAUGUUGGCGCAACAUCCUCAACAACUGUUUGUUGUCCUGCAAUUGGUGAUCCUUGCCGUAUGCCAGUAUCCAGAGGAAAUGGAAAUGCAGUCUUAAAUCGUUGGUAUUAUAAUAUGCAAUCACAAAUUUGUGUAAACUUUGUUUAUAGUGGUCAAGGUGGCAAUUCAAAUAAUUUCCGGACCCGUGAAGAUUGCACUGAAGCAUGUCCUGAAUUUAGGAAUCCUUGUUCUGCUGGACGUCCACAUAUUGGUUUAAAUGGACAAAUCACUCAUUGUGGUGCAACUGGACCAUUAAUUUGUCCAACGACUUAUUGGUGUCAUAUUGGUGCAUCGUUGGAGAAUUCGGUUUGUUGCCCUACUACCGGAAUGCCAUGUGAACAAGAUCUUUAUACAGGGAACGGUGAUGCAAUUUUGGUGCGUUUCUACUACGAUUCGACAACACGUACCUGUCAACAAUUCCAGUAUUCUGGUCUCGGUGGAAACGAGAAUAACUUUUUAACGUUACGGGAUUGCGAAGCACAUUGUCCAGUAUUACCAAAUCCAUGUGGACUUGGACAACCACAAAUGGAUGAACACCGUAAUCUGGUUAUGUGCAGUGCUGCUAAUACCAGGCCUGUUACUUGGCCAUUAUUGUUACCAUUACUUUAUUACAACAAAUAA